AUGGUUGACAGCCCAUUAGGUCCUCAUGAUGCAGGCUCUUUGGGUAACCUUGGCAAUCUUGGCGGUCUAGGGCUACCAUUGGGUAUAUUAGGAAAUAAUGGAAAUGGCGGACAAAAUAUAGGCUCUAGUGAUGUGGGAAAUAUUGCUAAUAUCGCUCAAAGCAGUUCAUCAGCUUCUGGAAACAAUGGUAAUGGCGGUGGAGGCGGAAGUGACAACGAAAAUAAUGAUCAAAAUGAUUCAGGGUUGUCAAUAGGGAAUAUCGCUGGUGUCCUUCAAACAAAUAUAAAUGUUCCUUCUGGAAACAAUGAUCAAAGUGGUAACUAUAGAUCAGAAAAUGGCGACAACAAUAAUUCCAACGAUGUACUAGGUGGUCAAGGUGGUAUUGGGAACAUCGCUGGUAUCGCUCAAAGCAAUAUCAACAUACCCGGGCUAGGUGGACCUAAUUCUCAAAACGGUGGAUUAGGCAAUGAAGAAUAUAAGUUUGAAAGGCCAUGCCAAGUGUUUGACAUUUAUUGUAUAAGAAAGUACUUCGCCGAACACUCGAUUUGCAAGGAAUCAUACGGACCGACGCCAGAUCCUAUGUACAGACCACAAUCUACUAUUUUUUUGUCAAGGAUCAAUCUCACUGUAACAGCUAAUGAUGUUCUUUAUGGCGGACUUAAUGGCAGAAUUGAAGAUUUUUACAUCAAUAAAGAAACUGACAGAUUAGUGUUGGCCGUCGAAUUCAGAAACUUGACAUUUUACGCCAAAGACACCUACUACAGGUUCCAUAGACGAGCCAGAGAACCAAUCGUUACUAGGGACUACUUAUACUUCAAUUACCGUAAUAAUUUACUUUUAUUA
Messenger RNA from Brenthis ino (lesser marbled fritillary), 843 nucleotides. The record is from the annotation of a GenBank genome assembly. NCBI's taxonomy places the organism in Eukaryota, Metazoa, Arthropoda, Insecta, Lepidoptera, Nymphalidae.